CGUUUUCCGGCAGAGUGGCGGAACAGUCCUAUCAUUUGGUGUCAUUUUGCGACACCUCGGUGAGACGCUCAGCGGCAGUGAGGCUGUCAUGGCGUCGCCCUUCAGUGGGGUACUACAGCUGACCGACCUGGAUGACUUCAUCGGGCCGUCUCAGAAUUGUAUCAAGCCUGUGAAGGUGGAUAAGAAGCCGGGAAGUGGCAUAGCCAAGAUCCACAUCGAAGAUGAUGGGAGUUACCUCCAAGUGAACCCAGAUGGAAGAACCCAGAAGCUGGAGAAAGCCAAGGUCUCCCUGAAUGACUGCCUAGCAUGCAGUGGGUGUGUCACUUCAGCAGAGACGGUGCUCAUCACCCAGCAGAGUCAUGAGGAGCUGAAAAGGGUUCUAGAUGCUAAUAAGGUAGCAGCACCCAGUCAGCAGCGGCUGGUGGUCGUUUCUGUCUCACCCCAGUCCAGAGCAUCACUGGCUGCCCGGUUUCAGCUGGAUUCCUCAAACACUGCCAGGAAAUUAACUUCAUUCUUCAAAAAAAUAGGGGUACACUUUGUUUUUGAUACUACCUUCGCAAGGAACUUCAGCCUUUUGGAAAGCCAGAAAGAGUUUGUGCAGCGAUUCCGAGGGCAAAGCAACUCUAAAGAGGCCUUGCCCAUGUUGGCUUCUGCCUGCCCAGGCUGGAUCUGCUAUGCUGAGAAGACACAUGGCAAUUUCAUCCUCCCCUACAUCAGCACAGCCCGGUCCCCACAGCAGGUUAUGGGCUCCCUGGUCAAAGACUUCUUUGCCCAGCAACAGCAUCUGACUCCAGACAAGAUCUACCAUGUGACAGUGAUGCCCUGCUAUGACAAAAAGCUAGAAGCAUCUAGACCUGACUUCUUCAACCAGAAGUACCAGACCCGUGACGUGGACUGUGUCCUUACAACAGGAGAAGUCUUUAGGAUGCUGGAGGAAGAAGGAGUGUCACUCUUGGAGCUGGAGCCUGUGCCCCUGGAUGGCUUAACCUGUAGUGUGUCUGCUGAGGAGCCCACCAGCCAUCGGGGUGGAGGCUCAGGAGGCUACCUGGAGCAUGUGUUCCGGCACGCAGCCCAAGAGCUCUUUGGAAUCCAUGUGGCCGACGUUACCUACCAACCCAUGAGGAACAAGGACUUCCAGGAAGUGACACUGGAGAGGGAAGGCCAGGUGCUGUUGCGCUUUGCUGUGGCCUAUGGUUUCCGCAACAUCCAGAACCUUGUGCAGAAGCUGAAGCGAGGUCGCUGUCCCUACCAUUAUGUGGAAGUCAUGGCCUGCCCUUCAGGCUGCUUGAAUGGAGGGGGCCAGCUCAAGGCCCCAGAUAUGCAAGGCAGGGAGCUCCUCCAGCAAGUGGAAAAACUGUACAGCAUGGUGAGGAAUGAGGCACCCGAAGACGCACCUGGGGUCCAGGAGCUGUACCAGCACUGGCUGCAAGGUGAGGGCUCCGAGCAGGCCAGCCGCCUGUUGCACACACAAUACCAUGCCGUGGAGAAGACCAACUCGGGCAUCAGCAUCAGGUGGUAGGAGGCCUUGAGAGGCUGUGAGAGCCCCAGGGGCCAGCACCAACACUCCCAGGAAGACCAUGUGUGUAUCAGCAACGGAUUCCACACAGAGAACACACUGGAGACCUUCAAAAUUCAAGGAGAGCUACAAGGAUGUGUUGGAUUGUGUGCUAAAGUGGGGCACUAGCUGCAUGUGGGUCCUUGGCAGUACAUGACCUGCGUGCCUCUGGUUGGUAAUGUUGCCAUGGCCCAUGCACCUCCAGAUUCCACACUGAGCUCUGCAGGGUAGAAGUGCAAGCAGGGUCCGGGUAGCCAAGGGGGCCAAAGGUUCAAUGAGGUUCCAGAAUCUCUUCUACUGGCCUAGGGCCAUGGGCAUCUUCCCUGCCCAGCCCUCUGGGUUAUGAGCACAGUUUCAUUUCUGUGGCUAACUCCUGAAGCUAAAAUGUAUAGGGCAGGUAUCAAGCCUGAGUCUAGUGGGGCACCUGAUCCUCUUAAAAACUGGCUGCUUGCUGGGGCCUUGCCGUUUGGGCAGUCUGUCAGCACCAAGCCUGUAUGGCUGUGAGAAGUCCAUAGCUGAGUCUCACUGAGCUUGUCACUCACCCAGCCUCACCACUAAUAAACAGGUCUGCACUUCUGGAA
Cricetulus griseus (Chinese hamster) is the source of this 2136-nucleotide messenger RNA. The record is from RefSeq and is a predicted model, not a curated record. Lineage: Eukaryota; Metazoa; Chordata; Mammalia; Rodentia; Cricetidae.